AUGGCGUCCGAAAGUAAAUAUCCCGACCUAACAAACUUCAAAGCUCUAAGCUUCGACUGCUACGGCACACUCAUCGACUGGGAAACCGGCUUCAUAAGCACCGUCCGGAUCCUAACCUCGCAGCUCGCGCCCACACACCCCUUAAACACCGACCCACCAACAGAAGCCAUACGGCGCCUCAACGCCAUCACCAACGUCUACGAGCACAAGCACCCCACAUUUCCAUACAACGAGAUCCUCGCCCAAUCCAUCACCGCCUUCGCGCGCGACGAGCUGCAGCUCCCCGGGCUGCCCGACAGCAUCGCCGAGCCCUUCGGCAACUCGCCCGGGUCGUGGGCGCCGUUCGCCGACACCAUCCCCGGGCUGCUGAAGCUGCAGAAGCGCUACAAGCUCGCCAUCCUGUCCAACGUCGACAACAACAACAUCGCCGCGACCGUCGACCAGCGGUUGGCGCCCGCGCGCUUCGACGCCGUCUACACGGCGCAGGACAUCGGGUCGUACAAGCCGUCGCACAAGAACUUCGAGUAUCUGUUUAGCCACCUGCGCGCGGAUCUCGGCGUCGACAGGGACGCGGGCGAGCUGCUGCAUGUCGCGCGCAGCUUGACGGCGGAUCAUGUGCCGGCGAAGGAGCUGGGGCUACCGAGCGUGUGGAUAUCGAGGGGUGGGGAGCGCGAGGACGCGCAGGGGGUGGGGGGCAGUUAUACGGAAUUGAAGGAUAAGGUGGCGUUUGGAUGGCGGUUUGAUACUUUGGGGGAUUUUGCGGACGAGGUUGAGAGGCAGUUUGCUGCGAAGGAGAAGUCGUGA
Messenger RNA from Daldinia childiae, 804 nucleotides. RefSeq names its product putative had-superfamily hydrolase protein. The coding region runs from base 1 to 804 and encodes 267 amino acids. The transcript is spliced from 2 exons. The record is from RefSeq and is a predicted model, not a curated record. Lineage: Eukaryota; Fungi; Ascomycota; Sordariomycetes; Xylariales; Hypoxylaceae.